Molecule: messenger RNA, 621 nt
Organism: Paramecium sonneborni
Lineage: Eukaryota; Ciliophora; Oligohymenophorea; Peniculida; Parameciidae
Source: the annotation of a GenBank genome assembly
AUGAAAUUAAAUUCGUAGUAAUUAUCUGAAAUUAAAGUAGAACUUAAAAAAUUCUCUACAGUUCCUAUUGAAAAGUCUUAUAAAUUAAUUGCUUAAGUUUAUAAAUGCAAUUUUUAAUUACAAUCAUUAAUUGAUAGCUAAAUUACUAAAAGUUUUGUUAGAAUUGGAUAAAAGAAAUAUACAGAUCAUGAUGAUGAUAAAUUUGUUAAAGCUAUUAAAAUAUGUAGGAAAUUAGUUAAAUAAUGAAAAUAAGCUAUUAUUUGCAAUGAUUUAAAUGCUCAAAAUGAUGAAAAGUAAAAUUUAUAUAAAAAUGCAUUAAAAUAAAAAAUAUCCAAAAAUAAUGAGCCAUUAAUUCAAAAAAGAAUCAAGACUAGUAUAGAAACUAAAAAUGAAUAAUAGAAAUACAAUAUUAAAGAAACCCAAAAUAUUUAAAAUGUACAAGAAGAUAGAAGAAAAAAAGCUAUUGAUGGAUUAAAAAAAUAUUUUUUUUUGUAAACUUAAUAGGAACAUGAAUAAUGGUCUAAAAAAAUUGAAUAAACUAUUUAUGAUCUCUAUAAUCAUUCUGUUUAAAUAUAUAUGGAUAAAGUAAAAUGUAUUGUAAGAAUGAUAGAUAGGAAUUGA